CAGUGUCUUGGUAAAUCAUUGGCAUAAAUUUACAGCUCAGCUCAGAGUUAGUCUUGAGCGAACAGCGAUCGAAGCAAUACGUUGAAAGAUGGUGCCGUUGCGGAUUUGUACAGUGUUCAUAGUGCUCGUUUGUGCCACAACAGCGGUGCACGGUGCAAUUCAUCAGGUGAAACAGUUGGGGAGCAAAUACAAGAUCGAAAAGGUGACGGACAGCACACUAUCGAUCGCAUUGGCAAGCAUCAGUUCAAACGCAUGGAACGUAAAGGAGCUGGAUUUGAGUGGCAAUGUUUUGUCCCAGAUAAAUGUAGCAGAUUUGCAACAGUUCGCGCAACUGGAGCUUCUGAAUCUGUCUUCAAAUGUGUUUUACGAAACAUUGGAUCUACAGAUGCUUCCAAAUUUGAAAACGGUCGAUUUGAACAAUAACUUUGUGAAGGAAGUGUUUGUUGCAUCGUCCAUUGAGACGUUGCACGCAGCGAACAAUAAUAUCUCGAGGGUAAGGUGUUUCGAUGUCUACCGCGGUACACAAAGUGUUAAAAGUAAGAAAAUCUAUCUGGCUAACAACAAGAUCGGUUCACUGCUUGAUCUGGACGAUGCUUGCCGUAAGAAUGUUGCGUACUUAGAUCUCCAGCUGAACGAGAUAGAUGUGGUAGAUUUCGCGGAGUUGGCCGACUCGGCCUAUACGCUAAAGUACCUAUAUUUGGAGUUCAAUUUUAUUUUCGAUGUUAAGAAUACAAGAAACGUUGUCUUUUCAAAUUUAGAUACGUUAGACUUAUCUUCGAACAAGCUUGCAUUUAUGGGACCAGAGUUUAUGGCGGCCGUCAAUGCAAGAUCGAUCAAUUUAAGCAACAACAAGCUCGUUCUGAUCGAGAAAACUCUAAAGUUUUCCAAUUCUAUCGCUAGUUUCGAUCUACGUGGUAAUGGUUUCCAUUGUGACACACUAAAGACCUUUUUCAAGAACAACUCACACCUGAAAACAGUCGCAACGGCGACGGUUCGUGCUGCUACGGGACGGAAUAUUGAAACAUGUACGCACACAACUCACCACAGCGGUCCGUUCUGCUGUGAGGAUCUUACAGCACCGUUUGCUGAUCGGCUGAUUGAGCUAAAGCGUAAGGAACACGGUUUAUUCUCCGGCCAACCGUCGGAAAAGGAGCGUGCCGAAUGUGAGCAAGAAAAUAAAUCCCGUCAAAAGAAGGUGGAAUCGAUUCGGAACCAGUUCGGUACACAUAUUGAUGCGGAAACGCGUAGAAACCGGGAAAAGAUUCAGCUAGCUCAAAGAAAGAAAGCACUCGAGGAGCAUCUACCGAUCGUCCAGGAUUCGUAUGAUCAGUUGAAAGGUGAGCUGGUCCAGACGGCCGGUGGGCUUAACGUUACAGAUAACCCGAAUUUGUUGGAAUUGUUACACAUCAUCGUACAGAAGUACGAAGAUCUGUACGUCGAAGAACAGAACGAGCAAAGACGCGCCAUUCGGGAUAUUGAAAUGUAUCACCAGCAGGAAACACAGCUGUUGGAGGAAAAUGCGCGUCUAAAGAAGCUUAACGGGGAGGCUGAUGAGGCGCUGCAAAAAGUAAACGCUACACUGCAGAAUUUAAUCAGCAAGGAGGAAUUGCUGACCAAGAAACUGACCAAUUUGAGUGCAGCUCCUCAAAAUGUAUAGCAGGCAAUGUUCGUAAUGAGUGAUGUUACAUUCCAAUAGUUUUGUGAUUGGUAUAUGAAGUUCAAAUAAAGCAAAAAUUGAUGCUAGAAACUAAGCACGGGAAACUUA
Molecule: messenger RNA, 1765 nt
Organism: Anopheles funestus (African malaria mosquito)
Lineage: Eukaryota; Metazoa; Arthropoda; Insecta; Diptera; Culicidae
Exons: 2
Coding region: 89-1657 (522 amino acids)
Source: RefSeq, a predicted model, not a curated record